Pistacia vera is the source of this 1683-nucleotide messenger RNA. RefSeq names its product molybdate transporter 1. The record is from RefSeq and is a predicted model, not a curated record. Gene Ontology annotation, molecular function: molybdate ion transmembrane transporter activity. The transcript has a single exon. Bases 209 to 1606 code for a protein of 465 amino acids. NCBI's taxonomy places the organism in Eukaryota, Viridiplantae, Streptophyta, Magnoliopsida, Sapindales, Anacardiaceae. Gene Ontology annotation, biological process: molybdate ion transport.
CAGAGUUCAUAAAUUAUAUUUCACCAUCUAUUUUUUUAAAUACUACUUCAAAAUAUCUAAAAAUUCCACCCAACAAAAUUAGGGAAUGAAUUCGCUUUCUAUUUGAGUAACGAUUCCCCACAAAUAGUAGCACACAUUCACUUAGCUUUGCAAGUAUAAGGCGAACCACAUUCCUUCACAUUCUCCACCUUUGAAUGUCUAGUCUACCAUGGACUCCCCAAACCAACAAAUCCCAAAUCGCCAAACCACUGAAAUUUCACCUGAAACCACCUCAAAUAUUUCUCCAACAAUAAUCAUAGGCAAAGUUAGAAACAAUCUGGCGUUUAGAUCCAAAUGGGCUGAAGUAAAUGGUGCAAUGGGGGACUUGGGCACUUAUAUUCCUAUAGUUUUGGCCUUGACACUAGCCAAGGAUCUUAACUUAGGCACCACAUUGAUAUUCACUGGUAUCUACAACAUUGUCACUGGCGCCAUAUAUGGCGUCCCAAUGCCAGUUCAGCCCAUGAAAUCAAUUGCGGCUGUGGCCAUAUCAAAUGGUUCAGAUUUUAGUAUCCCAGAAAUUAUGGCAGCCGGGAUUUGUACCGGUGGGAUUUUGUUGGUUUUAGGAGUCACAGGCUUGAUGCAACUAGCUUACAAGGUUAUUCCUUUACCUGUUGUUAGAGGAAUUCAACUCUCACAGGGGCUUUCAUUUGCUAUGAGUGCUGUUAAGUAUAUAACAAAAGUUCAAGAUUUUUCCAAGUCAAAAUCUAAAGGGGAUAGGCAUUGGUUGGGGUUGGAUGGGCUGGUUUUGGCAAUUGUAUGUGCUUGUUUUAUAAUAAUUGUUAAUGGUGCAGGUGAGGAAAGUGAUGAUGAAAGAGAAAGUAAUGAUCUUGAAGAGAGGCCAAGGCCAAGGAGGAGAAAGUUGAGGAAAGUUAUAGCUUCACUACCUUCUGCUUUUAUUGUAUUUUUGUUGGGUGUGGUUUUGGCAUUUAUAAGAAGGCCUGAGGUGGUGAAAGAUAUUAAAUUUGGACCAUCUUCAAUUGAAGUUGUGAAAAUAACCAAGCAUGCAUGGAAACAAGGAUUCAUCAAGGGGACUAUCCCUCAACUCCCUUUAUCAGUAUUAAACUCAGUGAUUGCUGUAUGCAAAUUGUCAUCUGAUCUUUUUCCAGGAAAGGACUUUUCCGCCACUUCGGUUUCAGUGACGGUAGGGCUAAUGAACUUAGGAGGGUGUUGGUUUGGAGCCAUGCCAUGUUGCCAUGGCGCCGGAGGACUAGCUGGGCAGUACAAAUUUGGAGGAAGAAGCGGCGGGUGUGUGGCACUUCUCGGUGCAGCCAAAUUGGUGAUGGGCUUGGUUUUGGGAAGUUCAUUGGUAAUGAUUUUGGAUCAAUUUCCUGUUGGGGUAUUGGGAGUUCUACUCUUGUUUGCAGGGAUUGAACUAGCUAUGGCUUCCAGGGAUAUGAAUUCAAAAGAGGAAUGUUUUGUUAUGCUUAUAUCCACAGCUGUUUCACUAGUGGGCUCCGGUGCAGCACUUGGCUUUGUGUGUGGGAUUGUUGUGCAUGUGCUUCUUGAGCUCAGAAGGUUCAGUGGAGAUCAGUCUUGUUCUACUAUACGGAUUCGUGGAACUCCAUAGUAAAAUCCCAGAACUGUUCUGAGUUGUUUUAAAGUGUUCAUGGCUGCUAUUUGUUUGUACUGUUGCUGUAUGGAUAA